Molecule: messenger RNA, 4662 nt
Organism: Columba livia (rock pigeon)
Lineage: Eukaryota; Metazoa; Chordata; Aves; Columbiformes; Columbidae
Product: cysteine-rich hydrophobic domain-containing protein 2
Exons: 6
Coding region: 60-599 (179 amino acids)
Source: RefSeq, a predicted model, not a curated record
CUGGCGCGCAGGGCUCCGCCCCCGGUGCGCAGUGCGCAGGCGCGCGGGGAGGGCUUGAGAUGAGCGUACUACUCCCCAAUAUGGCGGACUUCGACACUAUCUAUGAGCUGGAGGAGGAGGAGGAGGAGGAGUCCGAGCCUGUGGUGCGGAGCCAGGAGCUGCCUCGGCCCCGCGACGCGCCGGAUCCCGUAGCGGUACGGGGUGCCGGCCACAUCACCGUGUUUGGCUUGAGCAACAAGUUUGAUACAGAAUUUCCUUCUGUUCUGACAGGGAAGGUUGCCCCAGAAGAAUUCAAGACCAGCAUCAGUCGCGUGAACGCCUGUUUGAGAAAGAACCUCCCCGUCAAUGUGAAGUGGCUGCUUUGCGGCUGUCUGUGUUGCUGCUGCACGCUGGGCUGUAGCCUGUGGCCUGUCGUCUGUCUUAACAAAAGAACUAGAAGAUCAAUUCAGAAGUUAUUAGAAUGGGAAAAUAACAGACUAUAUCAUAAGCUUGGUUUGCACUGGAAGCUGAGUAAGAGGAAAUGUGAAACUAGCAAUAUGAUGGAAUAUGUAAUAUUAAUAGAGUUCUUACCAAAAUAUCCCAUAUUUCGACCUGACUGAGGAACAGCAUUUGAUCGUUCAUGUUACCUGUCAUUUUCUACCCUUAGUGCCUUGUAGAUGAUUUUGGAAAGAAGAUGGUCUACUUUGCUGUGACUUAAAAAUGUUCUUCAGUAGAAUAUCUUCCUUGCUAUGUUACUUUCUUUUGUUAAUAAGAGAACAAUUUGCACAUUUUUUUAUGUUAAAUGAGGCUUCUAUGUUGCACUCUGAAUUUUUAACAUUAACUGAUAUAGUUGCCACUAGGGAUCUAACAUCAGUGCUGCUUAAACUUGUUCUGAGCAUGCUGCCUUAUUAAUUUCUAUGUUUGCUGUCCUCAAACAUGCAUCCUAAUGCCAUGUCAUACUAUAUUUCAUUCAAAACAUCGCAGCCCUAUAAACCCUCAAUAGAAAUGUCCAGGUAAGCAUCUAGUAGUAAUGACUUCAGUAUAACUUGCUUGCAUAGGACUUGCAAUCAACAGCACUGGUUUUGUCCUGCACUUUGCAAAAUCAUCAUUUACAGUAGGGGGUUAAUUAUUUUACCCACUAUGGAUUUGUAAAUAUUGACUCUUUGCAUAAUGUAAAGUGUGGUAUGCCAAGGUUUACAAACUGUAAUAUAGCUCUUAUUCUAUUGCCAACAGCCCAACAUCGUUUUAUUCAUUACAUUUGCUAGUAUCCCUCUGAUUGUAUAGACCCAUUCACAUGCUGGUUUUAUGGUAAAGCCAUAAUGAGUUUGUACAUGUUAUCAGAUGUGUAGGGCUCAGUUGCACUUUGUUUAGUAAAUGGAUGAAAAAUGCAUAGCAUUUCUGUCUUCUUUUUUUUUUAGUAUUUCAGGUGUUAUUUGUAGCAUCUGAAAUAGGAAGCUUAAAUACUGUUCACCUUUGAAAAAGUUGCGUUUGUGGGGUAGAUGGUGCCUGCUACUAGCAAAAUACCCUCAGGCCUCUUUUUAGUUCGGAAUAGAUGGAUGUCAAGUUUUGGUUUCUUUUUGAGUAAGGUAAAAAAAAAUGGUUCAUAAUUGGGGACGUUCAUUACUAAGGAGAAAAAUUUGGAACAGCCAAAUCAAAGCUGGAGUAACACUUUUUUUUUUUUUCUGUAGCGUGAUAGUAUUUAACAGUUAAGUGACACAGCGUCCUUUUCUAGUGGAAAUAAAUUUAAUCUAAAUCAGAGUAGUGUUUCAAAAUAUGCUGGCAGGAGGAAGUGGAUCAGUUGAAAGUGUUCAUGCUUAUUUUUUGGCGUUCAGGACCAGUCUGAAGAGCCACAAACUAUGGAAUUCUUAAGUAUUUUUGGAUUCUACCCUGUUUGUCUGAUCUCAAGAAGGGAAGUAACUGUAGAAAAACUUCCUGUAAUGGCUGGCCUAAGCAAGACCACUCAAUAAUAGUAAGCGAAUGAAAAUUGAUGCCAAGUUCCCUCCCUUUCCUAACUAGAAAUAAGAAAGCAGAGAAAAGACAGCAGAUGGCUGAGUAUCUGCAUGUUGUGAUGAAUAUCAUCAUAAACGUCCAGGCAUUUCUUUGCAGCAACUUGACUCCUUGUGACAUCAUCCCAAGUCACUUUUUAGUUUCAGGGUGACUUGAGAUUUCCUCUGAAUGUAUGUAUUUGCAUCUUUUCAGUAUGCAAUGUUGUAUUAAAAUAUAUUAGCUGUAAGACCAUUGCAUUCUACUAACUGUAGCAGGCCAGAUUUCUUGUACACAGUGUUUACAGCAGGCCAGUUUUAUGCGAGUUGUUACUUCGAAUUGUUUUGUGCUAUUCUUACUGUACAGCUGAGGAGUGUCAGACUCCAGCACUUGCAGUAGUUUCCGAUCACAGACCAAUGCUUCAGCUUCUGAAAUCUGUAUAUUUAGUGAAGAGGUUUGGUUUGAGUGGUAGAUUGGUGACAACUAACUGUGUAAUUGCAUUUGUAACAUAAUGAAUAAAAACCUACUGUGUUUGAAUUUAAUAUUAGCUACACCUUGCAACUUGGAAUUCUAUCACAGAACCGAGCAAAGUGUUCUCUCUAAUUUAUUUUUAUUUAGGAUGAGUGUUAACUGGAAGCAGAGAAAAUACUUAAUGGCAGGAAAAUGCAGUGUAAACCAAAACUGAAAUAGCAUACUCGAUUCUAUGUAUUUCCCCUACAAAUAAGUUUCUGGAGUAAAUGAAGGGAGCUUAGUCUAAUUAACAGGACAAUGGAAGUUUCUUACUGUUAGCCAGAACUUUAUUAGUUAUUUUCUUUUUGUGUCUGAGAAACUCAACAAUCUCAGCAGGUUCUUAUUUUCUUUUUCAUGUGACUAUAUUUUCAAAAUGUUCUUUUCCAACUGACAGACCGGGCAAGCCAAAUGUGAGUUGUAGUAGUUGCCAGCGGUGAAUGCUGAGCAGUCUUCAGUCCCACUGCCAACAAAAAUCCUCUUCACCCUGUGCUGACUUCAUCGUAUUCACUUCAGAGUUUUUCAGUCUGAUUUGUCUUGUUUCUGUGAAGUGCUGUGCCAAGCGGAGAUAAUACCCAGAGCUACAGGAGUCACCAGUCCUUGCUGUGAUGUGACCAGAGAUCUGAGGCUUUGCAUUCCCACCCUCGUCCCUUUGUCCCCUUUCCGUGGGCCUGGCCAUGUCCCCUGCCCCUGCAUCUCUCCCGCGCGCCACAAGGCACUUAAGCACAGAAUAUUAGUCUUUAAAGUUUACAUUUUACCUUGUCCAUAAUUAUUAAUUAUAUCGUCUUCAAACCAUGAAAGGGUCUCUUCUUUUUGUUUUAAUAGGCAUUUAAAUAUGUGGGCAUAAAGCAACUAGUAAAGAAUAUGAAAGCCAAAACUGCCUUUUACAGUAAGUUUCAUGUUUUAGUAAGUAGAUAAAUUUUCAUUAAAUUCAAAACCAGCACACAGUAUUAUAUUUGCAUCUGAAAGACACAAGUUCUAUAGCUCAUUUAAAGACGAAGGCAGCUAUAAGUACUGCUGUGAACUCUCUGCACUUGGGUCUACAGGUUCAUUUUUUCCCUGGACUAUCCUUUGCUUUAAUAUAAAAACAUUCAGCAGGUAAUUAUAUAUCCUGAGACUGAAAAUCUUGUUUUUUACAAUAAGACGUCAGCAUAAAUUGGUAAACCUGUUUAUGGAGAAUACUUGUUAAUUGGAGAAAGAGUUUGUAGCAAUAUAACAGAGAUUAAUGUCAGCAAAGUGUAGUGGAAGUGGUAAAGAAAGUGCCUUGACUGAUUCCAGCAAAAGGGAAAACAUUGUGCCGAGAGCAAGGAGAAAAGGGAACUAGGAACUAUCAGUAGUGUGCGUUUGCAGCAGAUUUUUAAAAGCAGUUACUGUCUACCAAAUCAAUGUUUAAUCUUUCAUAUAAACAUGUUGACAUUAACUUUCUAGUUUUUAUCUAGGAAACAUUUGGGUUUGUAUGUAGCAAGUUUUGUAUCUAAGGAGUAUUGAAGUAUUAAACAGCAUUAAAGCUCUUACCUACUGGUUCCCACCUGCAUCUGUGAAGUUUUACUAUAGGAGGAGGAAAAAAAUGAUGGGUUCCAAGUCAUGCACAGACAAGGCUAGGAAGUAUGGAUUCAGCUGUAGAAAACAGAAAACAUUUUUGCCAAAUCUGGUGUGGUCUUGAUAAAAACAGUUCAUGUGUUUUCCUUAAUAGAUACCAAACUCCAUAUGCAACAACACAAAUACAUGUUUAUUAUUGUCCCACCAUGACAGUUUACUGCAUUUACUCAUCAACACACUACCAUUGGAGCAAUAAAAAUCUCAAGCUAUUAGUAUUAAAUGUAAAUAAUUUCUCAUUUUAGUAAGUAAUGUUAUGUGAUUCUUCUGCCAUUUUUUUUUUGUUUUCUGCUUUUGGUGUUCUUAUGGUGUAACGUUACUUGUACUGCCUAAGAAAAAUGGUUUUGUUUAAGCUGUGUGAAACCUUGUGUUCUUAACAUUUUUAUUCUGUUUACAAGUGAACACCCACUUUUUUAAUAGGACCUCACAUCUUGAGAAUUUUCUCUUUUUUUUUAAUUAAAAUAAAAUUCUAACCGAGCUUGCUUUCUACAGUUUACUGUACUGGCUUGUGCCAUUAAAAGAAGCUGGAAGUCAGACAUGCUUGAUCACUUUGAGACAUUUUUCUUUAAUUAAAUUAAAAGAUGAAAACCUUUGAAA